CUCAUCAUCCACUACUCACCAGCGUUCAGAGCAAUAUCGCCACGCAAAGCGCUUCAUCAAGAGCGGCUAGAACAAUAGGAAUCUCUGCUCGAGCACGCAUUUGUCACACGUACAACUGCGCAGAUACGUACGUAUCAUCCGACAAGUCACCAGACAGACAAAGUUGCCAUCACCGAACAAGGGCCAACUCCCGCUGAGACCGCACGACGAUCGCAACUCGCCCCAUCCACGCUCCACGCGCGAGCUCGCUUCAUCAAAGGUCGCGCGCGUUGCUGAGCCCGCCAUUCACCUCACCACCCCACACUUUGCCACCCACUCGCCCACCAUGGAUCUCGAUGCGCCCUACGAUGACGACGUGAUCGUUGAUGCGGAUGGGGAUGAGCCGAUGGACGAGGGCAUGGCCAUCAGCGUGACGAACACGCCGGCCAUUGCGCCUGUGCUGGAGGUGUUGGAUGAAGACGUCGCGUUCGAUGCUGAAGAAGCGGACGGAGACGCGGAGAUCGUGGUUGCGGACGCGGAGGGGAUCGAGGCUGUGGAGGAGUACGAGGAGCCUAUGGGGGAAGGAGGGGAGGCGGGGGGGAUAGAGCUCAUCACCGGAGAUGACGAGGUGCCGGAGGCCAAAGGGGAGACGCUGGGCGCCGAGGCUGGCGAGGCGCAAGAAACGCUGGUUGUCGCGGAGGUCGAAGUCGACGGUGGCGACCCGGCUGUGGAUAUGCCGGAGGAGGAACACGCAAGCGUCGGCAACCCAAACACACACGACCACGUCGCAGUCCAGCCCAGUGUCAAAGCCACAGCCGCACUGCACGAUAGCGCCGCUGUCGCAGCCGACGCCACCCAGCCCGAGCCCGAACUCGAACCCGAGCUCGAGCCUCUCGCCCCGAUCCUCCUGCACACAAACGGCGGAACGCGUGCACUCUUCAGUGCGCCCGAGUACGACGAGGGCGGCGAGCAAGUCGACGUGCCCGUGCUCCUGGCGGGCCGCGAAGACCUGGCGGACGAGGGCCUCAACGUGCUCUGGGAGCACGUACGGCGCGAGCUCGCGCAAGACGGCGUCACCGUGCACGGCGAGAUGGUCGUGACGGAGAAACUGAUGGAGCUGCGCAUGGGCGAGGACGACAUCCAUCUCGCCAACGUCACGCUGCUCGACUUGCUGGCCCUGCACGAGGGCUGCGGGCUCCCGACGCCGGUGCAGCUGUUCGUGACGGACGAGCCACACCGCUUCAUCACGCGCUUUGAGGCGAUCAGGCGUGAGGUCGAGGCCGCUGAGGAGCGGGAGCGCACCGCGGAGGGUGCGGAGGAGUGGGGAGAGGAGUGGGCGAGCGAGGAGGGCGAGGGCGAGCACGCCGAGGGAGGGGAAGGCGAGGAGGUCGACGAGCAUGUCGAUAAUGACGGAGCUCACCAUGCCGAAGAGGCGUACGAUGAUGGCGAGGACAUUGUCGAGGCCGCCGAAGACGACAAUCCCGACGCCGAGCCCCACGCUGAGGGCGAGACUGCGGCCGAGCCCGCGCCGGACAGCGUCACUGUCGAGGAGGAGCUCGUCCAGGAGGGCGCGGGCGAGACUCUGGAAGACGAGCUUGUCGAAGACGACGGUGACGUGAUCGAGCACGUUCAUGAGGGCGACGAACAUGCCCACGACGAGGAUGCCGAGGGAGAAGGCGUCGACGGAUACUAUGAAGAGGAGUAUGCCGAGGGCGCGGGCGACGACGAACACCACGGCGAGGGAGAAGGCGAAGAGCAUCUCGCAACAGCCGAUGCCGAAAUCGACGACCAUGCCGGCGCAGACGCAGAGGACGCCGACGCUACUGCGCCAAGUGAGGAUGCCAAGGUCGAGGCCGAGGGUGAGGCUGAGCACACCGAGGCUGGGGCGACAGAUGUUAGUGCACCGGAGUUCAACGAGCCAGAGUACGCCGACGAUCACGUUGAUGUUGGCGACACUGAGGCUGUACCUCCCGAUGAGAACACUGGCGCCGACGCCGAAGGGCACACCGACCUCGAUGAUAUUGUUACCGACGCUGAGGCCGACGAUUACGAGUACGAUGAUGGCGAUGAGUAUGGCGUCGAGCACAUCGGCGACGCUGCCAUCGCCGCAUCGGCUGAGGAGGCGGUGGAAGAAGAUGGAAGCCUCGCACCGACGCUUGAGGAGUACGAAGAGGAUGAGCUCGCCGGUAACGAGGAGGACGAGCUCGUUGGCGACGCAGACCACGAAGAGUCCGGUGCAGACGGGCAUGAAGCGCUCGGCGAGUUGCAAGAGCACGUCGAUGAAGCGUACCCCGAAGACGCGGAGGGGCACGAAGCGUGCGAAGAAGAUGAGCUCGACGCCGACGAGCACUACGGGGAGGGAGAGGGGGAGUAUGAGGAGUACGAAGAGGCGAACCACGAGGAGGAUGAGCUGGAGGAAGGAGAAGAAGACGAGCUUGCGGACGAUGUCGGGGAACCUGUCAAUGGCGCCUCGUCGCCAAGGAAACGCCCUCUGCCCGAUGGAGAGGGCGAGGAGGUCGCGGCCAAGAAGACGCGGCUGGAUGGUGAGUGCACUCGACUUGCGCUGGGCUAACAGCAGGG
Messenger RNA from Cutaneotrichosporon oleaginosum, 2559 nucleotides. RefSeq lists its product as uncharacterized. Lineage: Eukaryota; Fungi; Basidiomycota; Tremellomycetes; Trichosporonales; Trichosporonaceae. The record is from RefSeq and is a predicted model, not a curated record.